AUGGCGACCAAUCCCACCACCAAAACAGAAGCCCUCUACCAGAAAAACGCACAAUUACACACCCACACCAGCCCAAUCUCCUCUCUCGACACACUCGACUCCCUCCCUGCGGAAACUCAAAGCCUAUUCAAAGCCCCAGAAGGCGCACCCUUCAUCCUCACCACGCCCUCGACAAUCUUCCACGCCCAAGGCGGCGGCCAGCCAUCCGACACCGGAACCAUAAAAUCCAGCUCAUCCAACACAACCUUCCGAGUGCACCAGGUGCGAAAAGUCGACCCCGCGAUCCUGCAUAUGGGCGUCUUCGAACCCGUAGACGCACGCUUCGCCAUCGGCACCCCCGCAGAGCAAAACAUCGACGUAGCAAGCCGGCUGCUGAACUCGCGCCUCCACACCGCCGGCCACGUGAUCGGCCUCGCAGCCAGCCAGCUCGUCACGGAAGGCAAACUGCCCGCCGACCUCGUGGACGGCAAGGCAAGUCACUACCCCGGCGCGGCGUUUGUCGAGUUCCAUGGCCUGAUUGCGGGGGAUAAGAAGGCGGAGAUUCAGGACAAGGUUGAUGAGCUCGUGGCGCGGGAUUUGGGCGUCGCGAUACAUUUUUGGAGCGAGGAGAGGGCGAGGGAGGAGUGUUUGGGUGCUAUGGAGAGCUUUAAGGGGGGGGAGGAGGGUGUGAGGGUUGUGAGUAUUGGGGAGGGGGGGCAGUGUAGUUAUCCUUGUGGGGGUACACAUGUGCAGUCUUUGAGGGAGUGUGGGAGGGUUGUGCUGAGGAAUGUUAAGAGGCAGAAGGGCGUUAGUAAGGUUUCUUAUGAGGUUAGGGAUGCUUAG
Dothidotthia symphoricarpi CBS 119687 is the source of this 822-nucleotide messenger RNA. RefSeq lists its product as uncharacterized. The record is from RefSeq and is a predicted model, not a curated record. The transcript has a single exon. Lineage: Eukaryota; Fungi; Ascomycota; Dothideomycetes; Pleosporales; Dothidotthiaceae. Bases 1 to 822 code for a protein of 273 amino acids. Gene Ontology annotation, molecular function: ATP binding; Ser-tRNA(Ala) deacylase activity; aminoacyl-tRNA ligase activity. Gene Ontology annotation, biological process: regulation of translational fidelity; tRNA aminoacylation.